GCACAUAGUAAUCCUCCUCCUGCCAAAUAUUCCUGGUUCGCUGAUGGUAUUCCUGUUCAAGGAUUCAGUAGCAGCUUCUUCCUCAUUGCAAAUAUAUCAAGGGUGUACCAUGGGUCUGUGAUAAAGUGCAGCGUAGAAAACAGUAUAGGAAUAUCACAAGAAAGUGCCAUCAUCGAUGUUCUUUAUGAGCCCCGAGUGCGCCUGAACCCUAUAAUGCGCGCUGGAGAGGAAGGUGAGACUGUAACCCUUCACUGCUUGAUUGAUUCUAACCCUCCAGCUACCUAUACCUGGACCAGAGAUACUUCAAGACAGGCGAUUGGUAGUUCGCAGAACCUGUCUGUGAUUGUGUCAAGAAGAACAGAAGGAGAAUAUUACUGUCAUGGGAUAGCGGAGGGGUUUGAUUUGGUGACAGCUCAUCCUGCUCGCAUCCUUCAGAUGGAUAAACCAUUCAUUCAUUCUCCUCAGGUCCAGGAAGGUGUAGAAGGAAACAAUAUCCGUGUGGGGUGUGGAGGUAUAUCUGUCCCUGAAGCUACAGGGGUGAUUUGGUCCUACAUGGGGGUUAAUAUUGACCCAGGAAGUCAAAAAUAUGAAGUUUUGACAUCAUCUGAGCAAGGUUUUAGAUUCAAUAGCACUCUUCUUAUAAGACAUUCAGAAUAUACGGAUUUUGGUUACUAUGGGUGUGCUGUAACCAAUCGACUGGGGAUGGACGAAAAAUCUAUUUUGUUAGAGAAAAAAGAAACAAUACCAGUUCUUAUGGUGACUACCACAGUGCUGAGUAGUCUUGCCAUAAUCCUGCUUGUAGUCUGUAUAGUCCUCUACUUCAGAAGGAUGAGAUCUGCUGGGAAUCAGAUAUCUGAGAAACCAUUCAAACCUAACAAUAUGCCCAGAUGCUCCUCUGAGGAUGAGCGGGGGGAAUGGAAUCAGGAAGACGACCUGUACACUACUCAGGAUGUAAACACAAACAAUGCAAUGGAAUUCUCACCCAAACCGGACCUGAUAGCUACUGGUUAUGUACCGUAUGGAAGUUAUGUACGGGAUUAUCCAAACUUCCCUGUAAGUGCUAGCCAAACCUCCCUUCAGUCUGCUGGUCAACUCAACCCUAGGCAUUCAACUCUCCUGGUUACUGAUCCCAGGUUCUCAGCAGCUUAUGGAAAUCCAUAUCUCCGAUCUCCCCCAACCCUACCCCAAUACUCAACCUUUACUCCACCGGACUCAUCUAGUCCUGUCUUAGCCCCCCACCAGAGAAUCAGUCUACAACCCUUGAGCGAGUUUAGUUUAAGGAGUCCGGAAAGUACCCGGACCGGAGAUUCUGGACGGGGAUACGGAUCAGAGUCAAGCCGAGGAUUUGGUAUGGAUUCAAGCAGCUUAGGAAUGGAUAGUAAUCGAGGGAUUGAAAAUGAAUUGAGUUUUGAAAAUCAAAGAGGAAAUGAAAACGGACGUGAGAAUCGUAGAGGACCAGAGAAUGGUAGAUUAUUUGAAAACGGGCGGUUGUUUGAAAAUGGAAGGUUGGGAGAUCAAGGGCGACCCAUGGGAUCCAUUAUGGGAAUUGGGUCUCAGCAAAUUCGACGCCAUGUAUCUGGAGAUCUUUAUGCUGCAGUCUCUAAACCAAGUCUUGUUUCCGGAGAUCUGUACGCCACUGUAACCAAACCAAAUCAGUUUAGUACAAGUAUAAGCACAAGUCCUGCACGAGAUUCUGCAGAUUCCAGCCCGCUCCCAAUCAAUCAAUCAAACAUAUUUAUAUCAGUUGAUAAAAAUGAUAUGGGAACUCAUGUUUAAACAUUAAAAAGUGAACUUGCCGAGACCAAAAGAACAAAGAAGAUAUUUCUGUUCCUCUCCUGCUGAUAUAUAUCAACAAACAAUGUACAAAUUGUCAUGAUAUUUAUAUAAAUUAAUACAUUAAACAAAAUAUUAUUUAUAAGGGGAGUAAACAAUCCAUCCUAAAUACCUAAAAAUAUCCUUUAAAUUUAGAACAUCCGAUUUGGACUGCGAGGAUUACGUACAGUGAGUCUCAUAAAACAGUGAACAAGAAUUACGGUAAAAAAGCAAUCUUGUCAAUCAUGAUUGUGUUUUAACACAAACAGCUUUUACAGUUUCUAGUAAACCAACGUUAUAAGUUAAAUGGGAAUGUGAUAACAC
Messenger RNA from Eurytemora carolleeae, 2136 nucleotides. Its product is annotated as irregular chiasm C-roughest protein. Gene Ontology annotation, biological process: cell-cell adhesion. The record is from RefSeq and is a predicted model, not a curated record. NCBI's taxonomy places the organism in Eukaryota, Metazoa, Arthropoda, Copepoda, Calanoida, Temoridae. The coding region runs from base 214 to 1776 and encodes 520 amino acids. The transcript is spliced from 13 exons. Gene Ontology annotation, molecular function: cell adhesion molecule binding. Gene Ontology annotation, cellular component: cell-cell junction.